CAGCCCCUCACUGGAGAGCAGGAUAAGUUUGGAGCUCCGUCCACAGCAGGGAGGAAUUGGGGAGUUUUGUGUCAAACCCGUCAUCUAGUAGUAGUCCACAGGGAGUCUUAGCCAUGCCUUUCGGAAACACUCACAACCAGCUGAAGAUGAAGUACUCGUCUGAAGCAGAGUAUCCAGACCUGACCAAGCACAACAACCACAUGGCCAAAGUGCUCACCCCUGCCAUGUACGAGCGUCUACGCAGCAAGCAGACACCCAGUGGCUUUACAGUGGAUGAUGUGAUUCAGACUGGAGUCGAUAACCCAGGUCACCCCUUCAUUAUGACUGUGGGCUGUGUGGCGGGAGAUGAGGAGACCUAUGAGGUGUUUAGGGAGCUCCUGGACCCUGUCAUUCAGGACAGACAUGGUGGAUACAAACCCACUGAUAAACACAAAACUGACUUGAACCCAGACAACCUCAAGGGUGGUGAUGACCUGGAUCCUAACUACGUGCUGAGUUCUCGUGUGCGAACAGGCAGGAGUAUUCGCGGCUUUUGCCUUCCCCCACACUGCAGUCGUGGAGAGAGGAGAGCCAUUGAAAAACUUUCAGUGGAAGCUUUAGGUGCCCUGAGUGGAGAUCUAAAGGGGAAAUACUAUGCUCUGAAAAAUAUGAGUGACGCAGAACAACAGCAGCUGAUUGAUGACCACUUCCUGUUUGAUAAGCCUGUGUCUCCCCUGCUGUUGGCCUCUGGAAUGGCCCGUGAUUGGCCUGAUGCCAGGGGAAUAUGGCACAAUGACAACAAGACAUUCCUUGUGUGGGUGAAUGAGGAGGAUCACUUGCGUGUCAUCUCCAUGCAGAAAGGUGGCAACAUGAAGGAAGUGUUUACUCGUUUCUGCACAGGCCUCACUAAGAUUGAGGAGCUAUUCAAGAAAAAAGGACAUGCAUUCAUGUGGAAUGAGCACCUGGGCUACAUCCUCACCUGCCCAUCUAACCUGGGUACAGGGCUGCGUGGAGGCGUGCAUGUCAAACUUCCCAAUCUGAGCAAGCACAACAAAUUUGAGGAGGUGCUCAAGAGAUUACGUCUGCAGAAGCGUGGAACAGGUGGUGUGGACACUGCUGCAGUGGGUGGUGUGUUUGAUAUCUCAAAUGCUGACCGGCUGGGCUUCUCUGAGGUGGAGCUUGUUCAGAUGGUGGUAGAUGGAGUCAAGCUGCUGGUGGAGAUGGAGAAAAAGCUGGAGAAAGGCCAGGCUAUUGAUGAUCUUAUACCUGCUCAGAAGUAAAUCCAACACCUGUCCUACGUCCUACCCGUCACUUUGUUCUCAAUCCAUGUUCCACUCCUAUGAGAUUAAUAAAAGAAUGUAUAUUGUAUUUAAGACACCUUUAAUGUGUUUCAAAAGAAUUAAAAGUUCUACCAGUUUA
This is a messenger RNA of Clarias gariepinus (North African catfish), 1398 nucleotides long. RefSeq names its product creatine kinase B-type. Gene Ontology annotation, molecular function: creatine kinase activity. The transcript is spliced from 8 exons. Lineage: Eukaryota; Metazoa; Chordata; Actinopteri; Siluriformes; Clariidae. The record is from RefSeq and is a predicted model, not a curated record. Bases 114 to 1259 code for a protein of 381 amino acids. Gene Ontology annotation, biological process: phosphocreatine biosynthetic process.